Messenger RNA from Punctularia strigosozonata HHB-11173 SS5, 1542 nucleotides. RefSeq names its product FAD-binding domain-containing protein. The transcript is spliced from 2 exons. Bases 1 to 1542 code for a protein of 513 amino acids. The record is from RefSeq and is a predicted model, not a curated record. NCBI's taxonomy places the organism in Eukaryota, Fungi, Basidiomycota, Agaricomycetes, Corticiales, Punctulariaceae. Gene Ontology annotation, molecular function: FAD binding; D-arabinono-1,4-lactone oxidase activity. Gene Ontology annotation, cellular component: membrane; mitochondrion.
AUGGCCAUCCAGUCCAAUGCCCCCAUAGCGACCGCGAACGCGCUGCACGCCAAACUUAACGGCCUCGCCGCUGUGCUGCACCCGCGUCUCACCAACUGGUCUCAGACAACGAUCUCGACGCCGCCCGCGGUUCUGCUCCCGCGAAGCACCGAUGAGAUCAAGCAGAUCUUGACGCGCGCAACCGAGGAAGGUGUCCGCGUGCGCAUCAUCGGAUCGCGCUUUUGCAUGAACGGUCUCUGGACGAUUGAUCCCGGAAGCUACGCGCUCUCACUCGAAAAUAUGAAGGAAUUCGAGUUCGCGGUAGACGCCCGAGAUCGGACCGCCACGAUUCCGGGCCAGAUUACCGUCGGCGAGACUAACACUCGGCUUGCUGAGUACGGCCUGACACUGCCUACCAUGGGCUCCGUCUCCGGGCCCACCAUAGCAGGCUGUAUCUCGACCUGCACGCACGGCACCGGUGUCUCGCACAGUACCGUGUCAUCCUACGUGCAGUCUCUCACGAUCGUGCUCCCCCCGACUUCGGCGAGUCCCACCGCUCGCGUUUUGACUGUCGGGCGCGACUCUCAAGAGUUCGAGCUCGACCUGUUCAAGGCCACAUUGUGCGGUCUUGGAUGCACGGGCGUCAUCGUCGCGGUGACCAUCAAAUGUGCCCCGCUGGAGCAGAUGACCGAAUGCACGACUCCGCUGCCGAACUUUAGUGACACGUUCAUCGACGAGCUCGAGGAACGUGCUCGUGCCGCGGACCGCGUGCGACUUUGGUGGACGCCGGCAACCGGACGCGUAGUGCAAUCAAGCGCGUCGAGUGCAUCGAACCCGUCCUUUGGUACGCUGCAGGCGACGCCCGGGUCGACGCCGUCCUGGUGGCGCACCCGAUUCGUCGGCAAGCACGUCCACCAGUGCCUACUAUUCCUUUGCUCGCUUCACCCGCUCCUGUGGCGCCUGCACCCUUACGCUCUUUCCUUCCUCUUCAACUUCUCCCAUCACGGCGUGCAGGGCAAGCGCACGGGAUUACCGGGCAAGGUGCAGGAGAUGGACUGCCUGUAUGCGCAGCGCACGACGGAGUACAGCAUACUCGGGUUCGAUAGCGCACGAGCGGUGCUGCGCGACCUCAAGGCCUGGUUCGAGCGCCCGGACCGGCCGCACGAAAUGAACGGCAUGGUUGAGAUCCGUUUCGCCGCGGCGGACGACAUCCCGCUCUCGCCCGUGUACGCGCACGCCGCCAACACCGUGUUCGUGGACAUCGGCCUCGUGCAGUACGUGCCGUUCGUGAACUCGGGCACCACCAAGCGCCUGCCGUACGAGCCCAUGGAGCGCGAGUUCGAGCGAAUCUGCAGGAAGCACGGAGGGAGGGUGCACUGGGCAAAAGAGACGGUCCCUUUCUCCGAGACACUGGAGAAGCGCAAUGGACUGAAGGCGGUGGAGGAGAUGUGGGGGCCUGACAACCAGGUCGACGUCUGGGUCAAUGUUGUACGACAGGUGGACCCGAAGGGCAUCUUUUGGAAUCAAUGGCUCGAGGAUCGACUCAGCGGCGUGCAUCUUUGA